GCGCGUGUACGACACACACUGACUGAGGUUCUGUUGUGUUGCUUAUGUUUUUUUAUGGAUUUAUUAACGAAUCUGGAAACCCUGGACCAGAAUCGCUCCAUCGUCAGUAACAGAGCAGUAUUUUCCGGCAUCUCCAAUGUCUUUCGGUGCUAUCAAGCAGAGUGUCGUCUGGCGUGUUAUCAGUUCGGUGCUCGGCAAUUAAAUGUGUGCCCGUCCUUCGUAAUCGGAUCGGAUCGCUGUCUCUAGCCCAUCCAUACGGCGCUCAGUAUUCGCUGGAUGUGACUUGUUGGACUAUCCGAUUGGUGCUGGUGCUAGCUGAUACAGUUAUUGCAAAGCACACUGAUAAAGUGGCAACGGGCACAGUCACACGGCUCACCGUCGCCUGAUUAGUAACAGAAGAAAAUUGAUAGUUUACGAAGGAUACCCGUGCACAGUGCCAAAUGAGUGAUGGCAUCAAAUGCGAAGUGGAUAUGAAGAUGGAACCCUCAAGCCCUCCGGAGAAAGAUCGCAGCAUGUUUUCGCGUUGUUCGAGCGCGGGCAGCAUUCACACCCCGACGUCGUCGGCCCACAAUUCCGAAGAUGAAGAAGAUUCGGGUGACAACAAGAGUACUACGCUCAGCUACAAAGAGCGCCGCCGCGAAGCGCACACGCAGGCAGAGCAGAAACGGCGCGACGCGAUCAAGAAGGGAUACGAUUCUCUCCAAGAACUAGUACCAACCUGCCAGCAACCGGACGCGUCCGGAUACAAGCUCAGCAAGGCGUCGGUGCUGCAGAAAUCGAUCGACUACAUCGGCUACUUGCUGCAGAACAAGAAAAAGCUUGAGGAGGAACGAGCCUCGCUUCAGAAGGAGGUGAUGGCGCUGCGGAUUAUACAGAAGAACUACGAGCAUAUGCUGCAGCACCAGCAGGCUUCACCCGGACGCACUGAGGCGCGCCUUAGCGAUGACGUUAAGUUUCAAGUGUUCCGUGCGAUCAUGGAUGAAAUGUUUCUCACGUUCGAGCAGCUGCCGAUGAGUGACUUUGCCGAACUGACCUCCGGCGUUAUACCCUGGUUAGAGGAGCACUGUAAGCCGCACCUACUGCGCGAUGUGGUGAAUCGAAUGUUAUCGAACAUUACGACCAGCUAUGCCAUGCAAGGAACGUCCGAUGGGCUCGGUAGCAGCAGCGAAAUGAGCACAAUGUAGGAUCAUUAAUCGAACACUGCUAUUUGGGAAUAUUAUUUAAAAGCCUGUCACGAAGUCGCGAACUAGGUGACACAAAUUGUUAUAGCAAAUUGUUUUCUUUCAGUUCUAGUUGUUCAGUUCCAUAUGCCCCCAGAGACAGGCAUGUACAGGAGGUACUACAUGUUAUAUUUUAUUGUAUAGUAUAUUUUAACAGAUGGCUAAUAGUAACUAAUGAAUAAAACAUGUCUCGAACGCGACAAAGACUAUGUUUU
Messenger RNA from Anopheles cruzii, 1435 nucleotides. RefSeq names its product max-like protein X (gene bigmax). The transcript has 3 exons. Gene Ontology annotation, cellular component: nucleus. Gene Ontology annotation, biological process: regulation of transcription by RNA polymerase II. Lineage: Eukaryota; Metazoa; Arthropoda; Insecta; Diptera; Culicidae. The coding region runs from base 441 to 1184 and encodes 247 amino acids. Gene Ontology annotation, molecular function: DNA-binding transcription factor activity, RNA polymerase II-specific; RNA polymerase II cis-regulatory region sequence-specific DNA binding; protein dimerization activity. The record is from RefSeq and is a predicted model, not a curated record.